AUGCAUUCAGUUACAUUUUUAAAUUUUGUAGCGCAGAUGUGUAAAUAUUAUAUUUUUCUCAAUUUAGAGCUUACAAUAAAAACAUUUCACUUUAGUUAUAAUGCGAAAAUUAGUUAUCUGCUGACAGAGGCUGUUAGCUACAGAGAACGGCAACCCGUUGUAGCGCUUGCAUUUGGUCCGACUACCAUUGCCACAUCUCAGAGUAUUGCGAUUGGCGUACUCAUUACAGUGAGAGGGUUGCAACUGUCACUCUUUGACAGUUAA
Plasmopara halstedii is the source of this 264-nucleotide messenger RNA. RefSeq lists its product as uncharacterized. The coding region runs from base 1 to 264 and encodes 87 amino acids. Lineage: Eukaryota; Oomycota; Peronosporomycetes; Peronosporales; Peronosporaceae. The record is from RefSeq and is a predicted model, not a curated record. The transcript is spliced from 2 exons.